AUGGCCCACCGCCGGCGCGUGGAGGAAGAGCAGCCGCUGGAGCGGCUCUUCAGGCUGGUCCAGGACGGGCAGCUCAGGCCCUUGCAAGAGCAGCUUGGGAGAGCGGAGCCCAGCAGCAGCUGGCGGGUGAAGACCGGCUGCCCAGGCAGAGGAGGUGACACCCUCCUACAUUCUGCGGCCCGGCACGGGCACCGGGACAUCCUAGCCUACCUGGUUGAAGCUUGGGAGCUGGACAUCGAGGCCUCUAACCGGGACUACAAGCGUCCCCUGCACGAGGCGGCGUCCCAGGGGCACCGGGACUGCUUGCUUUAUCUGCUGAAAAGAGGGGCGGCUGUGGACUGCCUGAAGAAGGGGGACUGGACUCCUCUGAUGAUGGCUUGCACAAGGAAAAACUUGGAAGUGAUCCAGGAUCUUGUGGAGCAUGGGGCCAAUCCAGUCCUGAAGAACAAAGAUGGCUGGAACAGCUUUCAUAUUGCCAGCCGAAAGGGUGACCCUGUGAUCCUCCAGUACUUGCUUACUGUUUCCCCAACUGUCUGGCAGACAGAGAGCAAAAUCAGAAGAACACCUCUACAUACUGCAGCAAUGCAUGGCUGCUUAGAGGCAGUGGAGUUGCUUCUCGAGAGGUGCCAUUAUGAACCAGACAGCAGAGACCAAUGUGGCAUUACUCCCUUUAUGGAUGCAGUACAAUGUGGCCACAUCAACGUAGCUCAACUCCUCCUUGAAAAACAUAAGGCUUGUUUCACAGCCAAGGAUAUCCUAGGUGCCCAAGCUUUGCACAAAGCAGCAGUCACUGGUCAAGAUAAAGCUGUUCGAUUCCUAGUCACUGAUCUUGGUGUUGGAGUUGAUGAGAGAGUAACAUUAACGCAUUACACAGCCCUCCACUAUGCGGCUAAGGAGGGACAUACAAAUACAGUAAAGACUCUCUUGUCUUUGGGAGCUGACCUUGAGUCUAAAGAUGGAAGAAAUCGAUCAGCCCUACAUCUGGCAUGUGCAGGUCAGCAUUUGGCCUGCAUUGAGUUUCUCCUCCAAUGUGGACUAAAGGACUGUCCGGACAUCACAGGGACCCUGGCUCAAGACCUCAUAAAAAACCAAGACAUUCUUUAUUACUUUGACCAAAAAAUGGCAUGACCCACAAACCUUCCUUAAAGAAGAAAUAUUUAAGCAGCAGUGUUUCUAGCUUUCUUGCCAAUUUUUUGGUUAAUAAACAUAUGACUAUUGAAUUUAGACAUCAAUGGGUGCUUUCAGCUCCUCUAUACCUGAAGUAAGAAUGUUUUGAUCAUCAGGAGACAACAUCCAGGUACUGGAUUAACAUCUGGGAACCACAAAACUUCUGUUGUAUUCCAAGCUCUGUUAUGGACAUGUUGUGAGAUCCUGACCCAGCAUGCACCUCUUGCUUUGUACUUCAGUUUCCCUGCUUUUGAAGUUGACACAGUAACUUAUCCUACUUCUUGAAGAGUUUCUAUGAGAAGAGUUAGAGUUUGAUCUUAAAGGAACCUCUUGACUGCCCAGAGAAAGGUAUAAAAGUAUUAUAUUAUGGAUGGGUUAAGCAUUAUUAAAAUCUAAGUUACACAUAAAAUUUCCUUUAGGUUUGAGUAGUGAUACUCAGCUGUUCAGUUUGAUUUAUUAUUUCAUAGACCUAUUUGUUAUUGCACUGGAAUAAUUUGUGGUUUUGUUUUUGGAAAGGAGAUAUCUAUAAGCUGCUUACACAUGUAAGGGGUAUUUCACAAGCCCCAUCCCAAGUAAUGUAAUUACAGAAGGCCUAGAAAUCUCUGUUGAAUUAAUAGAAAGUGUAAACUAAAUGUGAACAUGCCCUGAAUCAAUUUGGGAGGAGUUGAAUACUUUGAUCACUGGAUGAAAUAGAAUGAUAUCCACACAGAAAAUGUCUUGAAAUUUAUUAAAAUAAUCAAGACACUUCCACAGUGCAGUUCAGAAUAGAGAAUUCUAGCAGAACAUCUCCUGAGGGUCUAAAAUAGGCCUGCACAAUCUGCGACCCACAAACCACUUACAGCACACCAAAGGAUUUCAGGUAUUUUUCUCAGGCCAUCCAGAAUCCUUUGGCAUACCCACAGGCCAUAAGCAGCCCGUUGACCACAGGUUGUGCAGGCCUGGUCUAGAUCAGAAGUUCCCAAAGUGGACAAUACCACUCCCUGGGGGGCGCUGGAAUGAUCCGGGGGAGUAGUAGUAAUCUUGAGUGCCAUUGGGGGGUCUUGAAUAGAAAGAAGGGGGUGGUAGAAGCAUAAGGAAAGAAGAAAAGGUAAGACUAUUUUGAAAACUCAUUGGUACAUGUUUCUUCUGUUGUGUAAUAGAGUUAAAGUCGUAGUGAUUACAUUAUUUUCCAAAUAAACACACAAAAUGCAAGUUAUAGCUGAUCAGUAGUCAAGUCCACUGAUAGGUCUUAACAAGCAAGUGUUGGUAGGCCAGUGUGUUGGACAUUGUCAGAAGUCCAGCAUGCAUGUGCAUCGGCAGGAGGAUAUACAUGUAAUGACUUGUUUACAAUACAAUACUAUAUGGUUACAUGACAGUGUUGUGUCAUCAAAAUUUCAA
Molecule: messenger RNA, 2544 nt
Organism: Vombatus ursinus (common wombat)
Lineage: Eukaryota; Metazoa; Chordata; Mammalia; Diprotodontia; Vombatidae
Gene: ANKRD16
Product: ankyrin repeat domain 16
Exons: 7
Coding region: 1-1128 (375 amino acids)
Molecular function (GO): protein binding
Source: RefSeq, a predicted model, not a curated record